Molecule: messenger RNA, 3704 nt
Organism: Phyllostomus hastatus (greater spear-nosed bat)
Lineage: Eukaryota; Metazoa; Chordata; Mammalia; Chiroptera; Phyllostomidae
Gene: BIRC3
Product: baculoviral IAP repeat containing 3
Exons: 8
Coding region: 1421-3232 (603 amino acids)
Biological process (GO): regulation of apoptotic process
Source: RefSeq, a predicted model, not a curated record
AGGGAGGGAGGGAGGGAAAGGAAAAGAAAGGAAGGUAGAAAAAUCCCAACAUCCGCAGGCCAGGAAACCAUGUUCGUUAGUCACUGCUAGAAAAACCAUGAUGACUUGUUGAUUGGUCAUUGCUGAUACUAUUGAUUCAGAACCCAUUCACUAAAAGCUAGUCAUAAUUGAGAUAUUCUAAAUUGUUAGAAGGUCUUUCUUCAAAAAGAGUAGAUUGUGACAAAAUAAAUUUAUUAUUUUAUAUCUUGAUGAAUUCUAGCUCCAGGUAUGCUAUCUGUGAUAUAAUUUCCAACCAAAGCCACAUUUGUACCAUUGCUUAUCCAAGCUAGCCUAUGGACUCGGCACUCUUGACUUUUGACUGUUUUAAAAAUAAAGCCACUACCAGAGUAGAAGAUUUGAUAUUGGCUCUCAACAGCAUAAAGCUGAGUUUAAAAGACCUGUUGAGCAAAUGCAUUCAUCUCUGAUAAUUUAUUUAAAAUAAAACAUCUAAUUUGCUAAGAUUUGAUGGUAUCAUUAUUAUAAAGCAACCCAGUUCCUAUAUAUGGGAAAUAAUUAUUAUUUAUUAAAUCUUAAACAAGGCCUUAACAUAUAUCUGUCAGUUCUGUCACUACUUAAGCUCUAUCUGGAAGAAAAUUUUAGAUUGAUUUGUUCUCCCUAUUAAAAUGAUUGUAGGAAAAAAAUUACUUAAUUUGAGCAAGACUUGGGAUAUACUAUAUUUCAUUGAAUCUAAAAUGUCAUCAAUUAUAAAGUAUAUUAUUUUAUAUACCUCCAAGAAAUAAAAAUGCUGCUAAUUAAAUGAUAUUUAAAUUGUCCUUUUAAAUAUCAUAAAGAUACCUCUCGAUACCAGAGAUAUUAAAACAUGCAUCGUACAAUCAGUGAACUAUGGUAAUGUAUUCUUGUCCUCUUAAUACUUUCUUUUCCUGGCUAUCAAAUUUCACAAUUAAAAUAAGGCAAAAUAAACAUAGUCUGAAUAUUUUUUCUGCAGAGUAAUUAAGUAUAGAGCAUAACUUUCCAUCAUGAAAGCAAGCCAGCUGAGUCAGACAUUUUAUCUUUAGGCUGGCUGAAUGUCACUGAAGCCUUCUAGUGGAGAAGUUGACCCACCUGUGGAAUACCUGACACUAAAUGGCAUCUCGAUGACCUAAAGCACUCUACACUUUUAUGAAGGGUUUUAAUUUCAUCACAAGGUACUGUGUAGCAUCACGUUUACAUUGUAUGAUUAUACAAAGGUGCUCUUCAUACAUAAUUGUCCCUUAAGAUGUAUCAGUACAGGACUUCAAUCUUGUUGUGCUGAAACCAAAAAGAACAGAUUUCCCAUUCUAGGUGUUCCACCUAGUACUAAAAUUAACAAAAAUCAAAAGUCAUGCACAAAACUACCUCCCUAGAGAAAGGCUAGUCCCUUUUCCUCCCCAUCCAUUUCUUCAUGAACAUAGUAGAAGACAGCAAAUUCUUAUCAAAUCUGAUGAAAAACGCCAACAUGUUUGAAUUGAAAUACGACUUUUCAUGUGAACUAUUCCGAAUGUCUACGUAUUCGACUUUCCCCACUGCCGUUCCUGUGUCGGAAAGGAGUCUUGCUCGUGCUGGUUUUUAUUAUACUGGUGUGAAUGACAAGGUCAAAUGUUUCUGUUGCGGCCUGAUGCUGGAUAACUGGAAACAAGGAGACAACCCUAUUGAGAAGCAUAAAAAGUUGUAUCCUAGCUGUAGCUUUGUUCAGAAACUAAAUUCAGGUAACAUUUCGGGAGCCGCCUUUCAGUUUAAUUUGCCUUUUUCAGUAACAAAUUCUACACAUUUAUUACUUCCAAGUUCAGAAAACAUUGGUUAUUUCAGUGGCUCUUAUUCAAGCUUUCCCUCAAGUCCUGUAAACUCCGAAGCAAAUCAAGAUCUUUCUGCCUUGAGAAGUCCCAACUAUUGCCUAAUGAAUACUGAAAACGCCAGAUUACUUACUUUCCAGAUGUGGCCAUUGGCCUGCCCAUCACCAACAGAUCUGGCAAAAGCAGGCUUUUACUACAUAGGACCUGGAGACAGAGUGGCUUGCUUUGCCUGUGGUGGAAAAUUGAGCAACUGGGAACCAAAUGAUGAUGCUAUGACAGAACACCUGAGACAUUUCCCCAAAUGCCCAUUUUUGGAAAGUCAGCCUCAAGAUGCUUCAAGAUACAGUAUUUCUAAUCUGAGCAUGCAGACACAGGCAGCCCGUUUUAGAACAUACAGUAACUGGCCCGCUAGUGUUCCGGUUCAUCCUCAGCAGCUUGCAAGUGCUGGUUUUUAUUACAUGGGUUACAAUGAUGAUGUCAAAUGCUUUUGUUGUGAUGGUGGACUGAGGUGUUGGGAACCUGGAGAUGACCCAUGGGUGGAACAUGCCAAGUGGUUUCCAAGGUGUGAGUACUUGAUACGAGUUAAAGGACAAGAGUUCAUCAGCCGAAUUCAAGCCAGUUACCCUCAUCUGCUUGAACAGCUGUUAUCUACUUCAGACAAUCCAGAAGAUGAAAAUGCAGAGUCACCAAUUAUUCAUUAUGGACCAGGAGAAAAUCGUUCAGAAGAUGCGGUCAUGAUGAAUACACCUGUGGUUAAAGCUGCCUUGGAAAUGGGCUUCAGUAGAAGGCUGGUCAAACAGACAGUUCAGAGUAAAAUCCUAACAACUGGAGAGAACUACAAAGUCAUCAGUGAUCUUGUAUUAGAUUUACUUAAUGCUGAAGAUGAAAUAAGGGAAGAAGAGAAAGAAAGAGCAACUGAGGAAGAAGAAUCAGAUGAUCUAUCAUGUAUCCGGAAAAAUAGAAUGGCACUUUUUCAACAUUUGACUUGUGUGCUUCCAAUCUUGGAUAGUCUACUAAUUGCCAGAGUGAUUAAUGAACAAGAACAUGAAGUUAUUAAACAGAAAACACAGACAUAUUUGCAAGCAAGAGAACUGAUUGAUACUAUUAUAGUAAAAGGAAAUUUUGCAGCCACCAUAUUCAGAAAGUCUCUACAAGAAAUUGACCCCGUGUUAUACAAGCGUUUAUUUGUGCAACAGGACAUCAAGUAUAUUCCCACAGAAAAUAUUUCAGAUUUACCAAUGGAAGAACAAUUGAGGAGACUGCAAGAAGAAAGAACAUGUAAAGUGUGUAUGGACAAAGAAGUGUCCAUAGUGUUUAUUCCCUGUGGUCAUCUAGCAGUAUGCAAAGAUUGCGCCCCUUCUCUAAGAAAAUGUCCUAUUUGUAGAGGUACAAUCAAGGGUACAGUUCGUACAUUUCUUUCAUGAAGGUGAUCCAAAAUUUUAGAAUUAAUGGAUUAAAUAUAUUGUAAUUUUAACUUUUAUACUAAUUUUGUUUCCAUAAUUUUUCAAAUUCAUUUAGAAGUCAGAAAAUUUUGUUUUACACACAUAUAUUUAUAUUAAUGUAUAGUUAAAACAUAGGAACAUAUUUCAGAUAGCAAGAGAAUAAUAAGCUUUUGUUCUUGUGAACAAAAAAUAGGGACAGCACUACAAUACUAAAUCAAAAUUUCAGCACCAUUGAUAUUGUAAGUGAUGUAAAGUUUAAGAUUUUUAAGUUAACCUUUUAGAAGUUUAAAUAUUUUGGAGUUAUAUUAAGAACCAAGAACAUGGAUCUUCUGCCUUUUUUGAUUGGUGUCCUAUACAUGGAAGGUCUUGAUAUUUGUUGAAUGACUAUUUAUGAAAAUGGUGUUUUUUGUAAAGAAUUCUGUAAGGAACAUUUUGAUAAAGCAAUCAGAAUUAC